AUGCCAAAAGCAAUAACAAUGCAGAAGAUCGAGGGUGGGAAACCGGGCAAAGUUUACUAUCCACUCGAGAUCACCGAACACACUACUCCACCCCUGACCCCAACCUCUCUCCUCAUCCAAAUCCACAGCACAGCCCUCAAUCACCGCGACCUCUUCCUACGCCAACAUCUCUACCCCGCCCCCUCAUUCACUACCCCUAUGCUAGCCGAUGCCUGCGGAGUCGUAUCGAAAAUUGGCCCCGGAGCAGAUAAAAACUGGCUCGGAAAACGCGUCAUCCUCACCCCCGGACGAGGCUGGAAAGAUGAUCCCUUCGGACCCGAAGAAGAAGGCGGAUAUAAAAUUCUAGGCGGCACGAGCACCAUUCCUAUUGGAGCAUUAAUCGAAGAGGUUGUGAUUGAACAAGAUGAAGUGGAGGAAGCCCCGCGCCAUUUGUCGGAUGCGGAGGCGGCAGCAUUGCCGCUAACAGGGUUGACGGGUUGGAGAGCUUUGGUUACGAAAGGGGGAGAGGGGAAUUAUGGGGCGGGGAGGAAUGUUUUGGUCACGGGCAUUGGAGGGGGGGUGGCGUUGAAUGUUUUGCAGUUUGCGGUGGGGUUGGGGAGUAAUGUUUUUGUGACGAGUGGGGAUCAGGGGAAGAUUGAGAGGGCAAGGGGGUUGGGGGCGAAGGGGGGUGUUAGUUAUAAGAGUGAGGGGUGGGAGAAGGAGUUGAAGGGUUUAUUGAAGGGGUAUGGGAAAGGGACAUUGGAUUUAAUUAUUGAUGGGGCAGGGGGUGAUAUUGUUAGGAAGGCAACUAAAUUGUUGAAGCUAGGCGGCACCAUAGUCCAAUACGGCAUGACCAUCUCCCCGAAAAUGGACUGGUCCAUGCCAGCCAACAUCAUGAAUCUCGAACUCAAAGGCUCAACCAUGGGUUCACGAAGAGAAUUCAGCGAUAUGAUUUCGUUCGUCAACAAACAUAAGAUUAAACCCGUCGUAUCGAGAGUUGUAAAGGGAAUUGAGAAUCUCAAGGAAAUCGAUGAAUUAUUCGAGGAGAUGAAAAAUGGAAGCCAGUUUGGAAAAUUGGUGGUGGAGGUUAAGAGUGGGAGUGAGAGUGGGAGUGGGGGAAAGAGUGAGAAGGGUGAGAGUAAGUUGUGA
Molecule: messenger RNA, 1128 nt
Organism: Sclerotinia borealis F-4128
Lineage: Eukaryota; Fungi; Ascomycota; Leotiomycetes; Helotiales; Sclerotiniaceae
Source: the annotation of a GenBank genome assembly